Molecule: messenger RNA, 954 nt
Organism: Suillus clintonianus
Lineage: Eukaryota; Fungi; Basidiomycota; Agaricomycetes; Boletales; Suillaceae
Product: Rad51-domain-containing protein
Exons: 14
Coding region: 47-826 (259 amino acids)
Biological process (GO): DNA repair; chromosome organization involved in meiotic cell cycle; mitotic recombination
Cellular component (GO): condensed nuclear chromosome
Molecular function (GO): double-stranded DNA binding; ATP-dependent DNA damage sensor activity; ATP binding
Source: RefSeq, a predicted model, not a curated record
CGUUUUUCUAACACAUACAAUAGAAUCUAAGACUCUUCAUUUUACCAUGGCCCCUCGUCGACAAGCUGCACCAGAAGGAAGCAUGCCUCCUCCCAGCCGAGCAUCAAGUCCAGGUUGUGAAGAAAUCGAAGAGUCGCCAUUCUUUGAUAAUGUGGAUGAAUUACAGCAACACGGCAUAAACGUACAAGAUAUCUUAAAACUCAAGAGUGCCUCCAUCAAUACUGUGUCUGGUGUUGUGAUGACUACGCGUCGUCACCUACUGAAAAUAAAGGGUAUGUCGGAAGCGAAGGUCGAGAAAAUUAAGGAGGCAGCACAGAAAAUCACGGGAUCUUCCUUUGCAACUGGUAUUGAAGUCCAGGAUCGAAGGAAGCGCGUGCUUAUUAUCAGUACUGGAAGCAAGUCAGUAGACACAAUCUUAGGUGGCGGGCUAAUGUCUCAAUCAAUUUCCGAAGUCUACGGUGAAUUCCGCACUGGAAAGACACAACUGGCCCACACAAUGUCCGUCGUCACUCAGCUCCCUCCGGAGAUGGGUGGGGCUUCUGGCAAGGUCGCAUAUAUCGAUACUGAAGGGACAUUCAGACCAGACCGCAUCAGGUCCAUCGCUGACCGGUUUGGCGUGGACGGGAAUAUGGCGCUCGAGAACAUCCUUUAUGCGCGUGCCUUCAACAGUGAACAUCAGAUGGAGCUUAUCAGCGAAUGUUCCAUGCGCUUUGCGGAGGACAAGGACUUCCGUCUUUUGAUCGUGGACUCCAUCAUGGCUCUCUUUCGCGUCGAUUUUUCUGGUCGUGGUGAACUGAGCGAGAGGCAACAGAAGGUAGGCCUUUGAGCUGGGUCGUCGGAUGCUAAGCCUUACUGCAGUUUAGCUAGCACAAGUGGGCACAAUGUCUCCUCAUCAUAUUUGCUGACGCGAUGCAUUCGCAUUAGGUGAUGUCGAAGCUCACUAAGCUUUCUGAA